GCAAUGUGGAUUCUGUUUAAAGUGUGUUUGCCGAUUUUGUUCAUGGAAGGAAAUUGAGUUGAGAGAGACUAGAGAGCAUGGAAGAUCGGGAGGACUUGAAGUCCAUUCUUCCUUAUUUGCCGCUUUCGCUCUGUUCAUCGUCUCUCUUCUGGCCGAAUCAAGUGGUUGAAACUCUAACAUCUCUUUCUCGUGGCCCCAGCCACAGUGGUGUGACCUCCGGCUAUAAACUGUUUCAAGUUAUUUCCGAUCUCCGGCGAGCUAUUUCUCUCACUCUCCCUUUCGACAUCCUUGAUUUCUCCGCCGCAGAUGGAUAUGCUCUUUUAUUCGACGAAAGAAUAUCUCUUGACCAGGCGGAGAAAUGGAUGGGACAGGUUAUUCCUGCAAUGGCUGAUUUGCUACUGCGACUUCCAUCUCUUUUAGAAGCUCACUAUCGGAAUACAGAUGUCCUGACAGGUCUUCGUUUGUUAGAAUCACAGAAUUCAGGGAUAGUAUUCCUCAGCCAGGAAUUAAUUGGUGCUUUUCUUGGAUGCUCAUUUUUCUGUCUAUUUCCAAUCUCUGACAGAUUUGACAAACAACUUCAGAUGAUCAAUUUUGAUCAUUUGUUUGCGAAUCUCAGUAGCAGUUAUAGGGAAAAUUUAGAGAACAAGGUCAAAUGCAUCAUGCACUAUUUUGAGAGGAUAUGCUCCUCUAUGCCAACGGGCAUGGUGUCCUUUGAACGUAAAGUUCUUCCUCUGGAACCCAAUCCUGGUGUUUGUUAUCCGGAAAUUGAUGAUUGGAGAAACUCAAGGUUACCCCUUUGCAAAUUUCAGGCUUACCAUUCAGGUUUAAUAGAAGAUCAAUCGCAUGGAGCCUUGGAAGUAGAUUUUGCUAACGAGUAUCUUGGAGGUGGUGCUUUACGUAGGGGUUGUGUGCAGGAAGAGAUCCGUUUCAUGAUCAACCCAGAAUUGAUUAUUGGCAUGCUUUUUUUGCCUCGCAUGGCUGACAAUGAAGCUAUAGAAGUUGUUGGUGCUGAAAGGUUUUCUGACUAUACAGGGUAUGCCUCCACAUUUCGCUUUUCUGGUGAUUAUGUGGACAAAAAGGAUCUGGAUGUAAUGGGAAGAAUUAAAACACGAAUAAUUGCAAUAGAUGCUUUAUGUUUCCCUGGAACAAGACAGUUUAGGCAUGAAUGUCUUCUCAGGGAGGUGAAUAAAGCGUUUUGUGGGUUUAAAGAUGGAUUCAAUUAUCAGCAGUAUCAAAGACACUGUCAAGAGGAUAGAGUUUGCACUCCUAGUUUACAUAAAGAUGUAGAUGGGUCCAAUGUGGGUACUUCAUCAGAUGUUCAAAUGGAUGAAGCUUCAAGAAUUCCUUCAGUAUUCAGUCAAGAAAGAUCUAAAGAUUCAAAAGCAAGUGCUGAUGGAAUAAAAGGGAACCAAUAUCUGGAAAGUGAUGAGCCAAUCGGCAUUGCAACUGGAAACUGGGGAUGUGGUGCGUUUGGAGGAGAUCCUGAACUUAAAGUUGCAAUCCAAUGGCUUGCUGCAUCUCAGGCUAAGAGACCUUUCAUCUUAUAUCACACAUUUGGUUUGAGGGAACUGAAAAAUAUUAACCAGGUUUGUACGUGGAUUCACUCUAAUGGCUGGACAGUUGGUGAGUUAUGGGGUGUAGUAGUAGAUUAUUCAUCUAAGAGAUUAAAUGGAAAGACUAAAGAUGGUUUUUUCAGUUGGCUCCUUCCGUCUCUACCUUCUAAUGCUUAAUCAAAAGCAUUUUACUUUAAGAACAAUGUUUACUCAUAUGCGUUGUUUUACCCCGUGUUUACUCAUAAUUGAAUAGGCAUAUAUAUAUAAAAUCAAUAUAGAUCUCUUGAAUUAGCUUCUGAGACGGCUAAAAAGUGAGAAUCCAGGGUUAAGUAGAUUGUGAGAACAUAUUUUAUUUUUUACUGCAAACACAACACGAGAAAGAUCAUAAUGCAUUUUUUGUGUACUAAAAACCUGCUGAUUUUCAAUCACCGCCACCUGCUGUUACACAUAACAU
Impatiens glandulifera is the source of this 2007-nucleotide messenger RNA. Its product is annotated as poly(ADP-ribose) glycohydrolase 1-like. The transcript has 11 exons. NCBI's taxonomy places the organism in Eukaryota, Viridiplantae, Streptophyta, Magnoliopsida, Ericales, Balsaminaceae. Gene Ontology annotation, molecular function: poly(ADP-ribose) glycohydrolase activity. Gene Ontology annotation, cellular component: nucleus; cytoplasm. Gene Ontology annotation, biological process: nucleotide-sugar metabolic process; regulation of DNA repair; carbohydrate metabolic process. The coding region runs from base 78 to 1730 and encodes 550 amino acids. The record is from RefSeq and is a predicted model, not a curated record.